Molecule: messenger RNA, 6590 nt
Organism: Gorilla gorilla gorilla (western lowland gorilla)
Lineage: Eukaryota; Metazoa; Chordata; Mammalia; Primates; Hominidae
Product: mucin-2
Exons: 2
Coding region: 480-5399 (1639 amino acids)
Source: RefSeq, a predicted model, not a curated record
AGCCUUUCCUGAGUCCAAGAAACCGUGAAGCUCACAAUUCAGCAUGUCAGUUCUCUACAUCAACUGAAAUAACUGGUGAUGUUGGUACUAAUUUAAUUGGUGCCUGCACCAGCCCAGCGACCCUUGAACACUCAGAAUUUCCAAACAGAGAAUUCCAACACUAUCAGGUGACACGAAAUUUCUUCUGUGACUGGUCUCUAUGCAAAACCUUUCUGGCUUGUCUCUUAGCCUGUGUGAUAACGACAGCAAUUGGAGUACUCAUAGUAUCCCUGGUAUAUAAUGGGAAAAAUAAUAAUGCCUCCAUUGUUAUCCAAUUUCCCCAAAGCCAUGGAACACCCUCAUCUGCCACUGGAAUAACCUCAUCUAUAGAUUCUCAACCUACUGUUACCACUAUAAUAAAUUCUACCACAAAAUCCACUUCACCUAAACCUACUAUUAUAGGAACCACUGCAAGCACUUCUAUAGAACCUACCAGCACAAUGACCUCCAAUAAUACUUCAGCUGCAACUACAAUAUCACCAGCCACCACUUCAACUGAAGCCACAGCCACAACAGCAGGAAUUUCCACAGAAGCUACAACCAAAACAGCCACCACUAACACUUCCACUGAAUACACAUCCGCAACAACAACAAGCAAUGCAACUGAACAGUCCACCACAACAACUGCAAGCACUUCCACUGAGUCUACAAUCACAACAGCCACCACUGCCACCUCUACUGAACCCACAACCACAACAACAGCCAGUAGUGCAACUGAACAGUCUGCCACCACAACUGUAGGCACUUCCACUGUGACUACAACCACAACAGCCACCACUACCACGUCUACUGAAUCCACAACCACACCAGUCAGCACUGCAACUGAACAGUCUGCCACCACAACUGCUGGCACUUCCACUGAGAUAACAGCCACAACAGCCACCACCACAACCUCUACUGACUCCACAGCCACAACAACAGCCAGCACUGCAACUGAAAAGGAUGCCACUACAACUGCAGGCACGUCCACUGAGGCUACAUCCACCACAGCCACCACUACCACUUCUGCUGAACCCACGACAACCACAGCAAGCACAGCAACUGAACAGUCUGCCACCACAACUGCUGGCACUUCCAUUGAGACUACAACCACAACAGCCACCACUCCCACCUCUACUGAACCCACAACCACAACAACAGCCAGCACUGCAACUGAACAGUCUGCCACCACAACUGCUGGCACUUCCACUGAGGUUACAACUACAACAGCCACUACUACCACUUCUACUGAAUACACAAUGACAACCACAGCAAGCACUGCAACUGAACAGCCUGCCACCACAACUGCAGGAACUUCCACUGAGACUACAACCACAGCAACCACCACAACCACUUCUACUGAGCCCACAACCAAAAUGACAGCCAGCAUUGCAACUGAACAGUCUGCCACCACAACUGCAGGCACUUCCACUGAGGCUACAACCCCAUCAGCCACCACUACCACCUCUAAUGAACCCACAACCACAACAGCCAGUACUGCAUCUGAACACUCUGCCACCACAACUACUGACACUUCCACUGAGGCUACAUCCACAACAGCCACCACUACCACAUCUACUGAACCCACAAUGAAAACCACAGGAAGCACUGCAACUGAACAGUCUGCCACCACAACUGCAGCCACUGCUACUGAGACUACAACCACAGCAGCCACCACUGCCACCUCUACUGAACCUACAACCACAACAGCAGCUAGCACUACAACUGAACAGUCUGCCACAAGAACUGGAGGUACUUCCACUGGAGUUACAACCACAGCAGACACCACUGCCAUGUCUACUGAACCCAGUACUACAACAACUGGCACUGCCAGUGAACAGUCUGCCACCACGACUGCAGGCACUUCUAUUGAGGCAACAACCACAACAGCUACCACUACCACCUCUACUGAACCCACCACCACCACAACAGCCAGCCCUGUAACUGAACAGUCUGCCACCACAACUGCAGGCACUUCCACUGAGACAACAGCCACAACAGCCACCACUACCACAUCUACUCAACUCACAAUGACAACCACAGGAAGCACUGCAACUGAACAGUCUGCCACCACAACUGCAGCCACUGCUACUGAGACUAAAACGAUAACAGCCACCACUGCCACCUCUACUGAACCCACAACCACAACAACAGCCAGCACUACAACUGAACAGUCUGCCACAACAACUGGAGGUACUUCAAGUGGAGUUACAACCACAACAGCAACCACUAGCACCUCUACUGAACCCAGCACUACGACAAUUGGCACUGCGACUGAACAGUCUGCCACCACAACUGCAGGCACUUCCAUUGAGACUACAACCACAACAGCCAUUACUACCACCUCUACUGAACCCACCACCACCACAACAGCCAGCCCUGUAACUGAACAGUCUGCCAACACAACUACAGGCACUUCCACUGAGACAACAGCUACAACAGCCACUGCUACCACUUCUACUGAACCCACAAUGACAACCAGAGCAAGCACUGCAAGUGAACAGUCUGCCACCACAACUGCAGCCAGGGUCACUGAGACUACAACUACAACAGCCACCACUGCCACCUCUACUGAACCCACAACCACAACAACAGCCAGGACUGUAACUGAACAGUCUGCCAUCACAACUGUAGGCACUUACACUGAGACUACAACCCCAUCAGCCACCACUACCACUUCUACUGAACCCUCAACCACAACAACAGCCAGCACUACAGCUGAACAGUCUGCCACCACAACUGCAGGCACUUCCACUGAGACAACAACCACAACAGCCACCACUACCACAUCUACUGAACCCACAAUGACAACCACAGCAAGCACUGCAACUGAACAGUCUGCCACCACAACUGCAGCCACUGCUACUGAGACUACAACCACAGCAGCCACCACUGCCACCUCUACUGAACCCACAACCACAACAACAGCCAGCACUACAACUGAACAGUCUGCCACAACAACUGGAGGUACUUCAAGUGGAGUUACAACCACAACAGCAACCACUAGCACCUCUACUGAACCCAGCGGUAUGACAAUCGGCACUACGACUGACCAGUCCGCCACCACAACUGCAGGCACUUCCAUUGAGACUACAACCACAACAGCCAUUACUACCACCUCUACUGAACCCACCACCACCACAACAGCCAGCCCUGUAACUGAACAGUCUGCCAACACAACUACAGGCACUUCCACUGAGACAACAGCCACAACAGCCACCACUACAGCUUCUACUGAACCCACAAUGACAACCAGAGCAAGCACUGCAACUGAACAGCCUGCCACUGCAACUGCAGCCACGGCCACUGAGACUACAACUACAGCAGCCACCACUGCCACCUCUACUGAACACACAACCACAACAACAGCCAGGACUGUAACUGAACAGUCUGCCAUCACAACUGUAAGCACUUACACUGAGACUACAACCCCAUCAGCCACCACUACCACUUCUACUGAACCCACAACCACAACAACAGCCAGCAGUGCAACUGAACAGUCUGCCACCACAAUUGCAGGCACUUCCAGUGAGACAACAACCACAACAGCCACCACUACCACAUCUACUGAACCCACAAUGACAACCACAGCAAGCACUGCAACUGAACAGUCUGCCACCACAACUGCAGCCACUGCUACUGAGACUACAACCACAGCAGCCACCACUGCCACCUCUACUGAACCCACAACCACAACAACAGCCAGCACUACAACUGAACAGUCUGCCACAACAACUGGAGGUACUUCAAGUGGAGUUACAACCACAACAGCAACCACUAGCACCUCUACUGAACCCAGCGGUAUGACAAUCGGCACUGCGACUGACCAGUCCACCACCACAACUGCAGGCACUUCCAUUGAGACUACAACCACAACAGCCAUUACUACCACCUCUACUGAACCCACCACCACCACAACAGCCAGCCCUGUAACUGAACAGUCUGCCAACACAACUACAGGCACUUCCACUGAGACAACAGCCACAACAGCCACCACUACAGCUUCUACUGAACCCACAAUGACAACCACAGCAAGCACUGCAACUGAACAGCCUGCCACUGCAACUGCAGCCACGGCCACUGAGACUACAACUACAGCAGCCACCACUGCCACCUCUACUGAACACACAACCACAACAACAGCCAGGACUGUAACUGAACAGUCUGCCAUCACAACUGUAAGCACUUACACUGAGACUACAACCCCAUUAGCCACCACUACCACUUCUACUGAACCCACAACCACAACAACAGCCAGCAGUGCAACUGAACAGUCUGCCACCACAAUUGCAGGCACUUCCAGUGAGACAACAACCACAACAGCCACCACUACCACAUCUACUGAACCCACAAUGACAACCACAGGAAGCACUGCAACUGAACAGUCUGCCACCAUAACUGUAGCCACUGCUACUGAGACUACAACCAUAACAGCCACCACUGCCACCUCUACUGAACCCACAACCACAACAACAGCCAGCACUACAACUGAACAGUCUGCCACAACAACUGGAGGUACUUCAAGUGGAGUUACAACCACAACAGCAACCACUAGCACCUCUACUGAACCCAGCGGUAUGACAAUCGGCACUGCGACUGACCAGUCCGCCACCACAACUGCAGGCACUUCCAUUGAGACUACAACCACAACAGCCAUUACUACCACCUCUACUGAACCCACCACCACCACAACAGCCAGCCCUGUAACUGAACAGUCUGCCAACACAACUACAGGCACUUCCACUGAGACAACAGCCACAACAGCCACCACUACAGCUUCUACUGAACCCACAAUGACAACCAGAGCAAGCACUGCAAGUGAACAGUCUGCCACCACAACUGCAGCCAGGGUCACUGAGACUACAACUACAGCAGCCACCACUGCCACCUCUACUGAACCCACAACCACAACAAUAGCCAGGACUGUAACUGAACAGUCUGCCAUCACAACUGUAGGCACUUACACUGAGGCUACAACCCCAUCAGCCACCACUACCACUUCUACUGAACCCACAACCACAACAACAGCCAGCACUACAGCUGAGCAGUCUGCCACCACAACUGCAGGCACUUCCACUGAGACAACAACCACAACAGCCACCACUACCACUUCUACUGAACCCACAAUGACAACCACAGCAAGCACUGUAACUGAACAGUCUGCCACCAGAACUGCAGGCACUUUCACUGACACUUCUACCACAAUAGCCACCACUGCCACCUCUUCCGAAUCCAGUAGUAGAGCAACACCUGGCACUGCAAGUGAACAGUCUGCCACAACAACUGCUGGCCUUUCCACUGAGACUACAACAACCACAGCCACCACUACCACCUCUACUGAACCAAGCACUACAACAGCAGCCAGCACUACAACUCAAUAGUCUGCCAUAACAACUGCAGGCACUUUCUCUGAGGCUACAACCACAACAGCCACCGCUACCAACCUUACUGAACCCACAACCACAACAACAGCCAGCACUGCAACUGAACAGUCUGCCACAACAAGUGCAGGCACUUCCACUGAAGCUACAACCACCACAGCCACCACUGCCAUCUGUACUGACCCUGAAACCACAACAACAGCCAGCACUGCAACUGAACAGUCUGCCACAACAACUGCAGGCACUUCCACUGAUACUGCUACCACAGUUACCACCACUGCCACCUCUACUGAGCCUGGCACUACAACAGCCAGCAUUGAAACGGACAAGUUUGCCACAAGUGCAGCAACUUCUGCUGAGUCUUCAACCACAUUGGCCACCACCACUGCUUCCUCAGAAAUCACCACUUCAAUCCAACAAGCCACCUAAUUGCCAGCACUUUUACUGAGGCUGCCACCAUGGUGAGCACUACUACCUCCUCUACUUGAUCUACAACACCAAUAGCAACAAGUACCUCCAUUGAAACAGCCACCAUAAUAACAUCAGGCCCUUCCACUGUGGCUACAACUACAACAACCACCACUCUCCCUUCUACUGUACCCAUAAGCACAAUAGCAGCUAGCACUGAAAGUAAACAGACUACCACAAUGACUGUGGGUACUUGCAUAGUGGGUACAACCAAAAUUGCCACUGCUAAUGCCCUCACUGAGUAUACAACCACAAUAGUAGCCAUGAUGCCCACUGAACAGACUAGUGCAACUGCAGGGACUUCCACUGAGCCAUCAAUCACAGUGAUCCCAACUCUGCUUCUACUAAAUCUUCAACCACAACUACAGCCACCAGUUCACCUGAACUGACCACCACAACAACUGCAGGCACUCCGACUCAGGCUACAACCACAAAAUCCCCAUUACUACUUCUACUGAACCCACCACUCCAACAGCAUCCACCUCUUUGACUGAACUAAACCUGGAAAACAGAAAUAGCCACCAUUUUUACUAUGGUCAUUACCAUAACAAUCAUAGGCAGCAUUUCUACUAGCCUGUUAGUAUAAGAGCCAGGACAAUUGCUUCAAAAGAACCAAUUAUCACAACAGCAGCCAUUCCUUCAAUUUAACCACAAACCACACAACCAUAUAUAGCACUUCAGCUGAAUUUAACAGAACGACAACAUGGACCUCAUCUAAUGAGU